UGUCAUCUUUUCGCAGAAAUCUUCUUCCUAGAGGUACAAAAAAGUACCUCAGUCCUUUGUGUAUGGGAGGAGUUGACGUGUAGUUUGUAGUAUAAAUAAAUGCAAAGAGAAAAACAAGCAUCCAGAUUGGGAAUAAAUAUAUUUUCAAAUCUUUCUUUUGUUCAAGUUUAGUUUUUCUCAAUUUUUUAAAAUUCCGUUAAGUUUCAGAUGUCAAGAAGACCAUCUAAUUUACAUUCCAAGUGCAUAAAUUAAGGAAAGUUGUUAUCAAGACCUUUACAACGUGCAAAUGGGUCAACGCUUCUCCAAACACAGACUGACAGCUGUAGACAGCCCUCCAUCACGUUGCUUUUCAGUAAGUGAAGGAGUGCCACCCUACUUCUCCUCUUACAGCUCCACCACUGAAUCAGGUAUCAUCAUGGAAUCACCAGGUGAUAUGACGCGAAGGACAUCGGAAGUUAAGGACUCAAGCCCAGACAGCAGGCGACCUUCAGAAGUUAAGAACUCAAGGCAAGACAGUAGACGACCUUCCAUAUACAGCACUAUGGAUGCUAUGCCACACUUUGAAUUUUAUGCCAAUGCCACUGCCACAGGCCGCAUCAGGCGCAGUAGGCCAUCACUGGAAACCCUUCGUAAGGCUUUGGAUAAUGAAGAAUCGGCCAGUAACAUUAGUGACUCAGGUACAGGCAGUCUUUCAGUGAUGAAAAAAAUGGAAAAUGGGUCAGAGGAAAAUGGGCCAGUAGAAAAGACUCAUGAACCUGUGCGCUUUGGAUGGGUCACUGGGGUUAUGAUUCGCUGUAUGUUGAAUAUUUGGGGAGUCAUUUUGUUCCUACGCUUGUCCUGGAUCACAUCUCAAGCAGGAAUAAUUCUUACAUGGGUAAUCAUUCUCAUGUCAGUCAUUGUAACCUCAGUAACUGCAUUGUCCAUAUCUGCCAUUUCUACCAAUGGGAGAGUCUCCUCUGGGGGUGCAUACUUCAUGAUCUCUCGUACCCUGGGUCCAGAGUUGGGAGGUCCAAUUGGUGUUGUUUUUUCUUUCGCCAAUGCACUUGGGUGUGCACUUAACACAGUUGGCUUUUCAGAGACUGUCAGAGAUCUUCUAAUUGAGUAUAAUGCCCAAAUUGUGGAUCCAGUCAACGAUGUCAGAAUCAUAGGUUCCAUUACCGUCACAGUGCUUCUUUUCAUCUCAAUGGCUGGGAUGGAAUGGGAGUCUAAGACUCAGCUCCUGUUUUUCUUCGUGAUUAUGGUGUCCUUUACCAACUAUUUUGUUGGCACUGUUAUUCCAGCAACUCCAAAGAAACAGUCGAUGGGUUUCUUCGGUUAUCAGAGUGAGAUUUUCUUGGAGAACCUGUUUCCAGACUGGAGAGGACCAGGCAGCGGCUUCUUCCAAAUGUUUGCUAUCUUCUUUCCAUCUGCCAUUGGAAUUCUUGCUGGAGCCAACAUUUCAGGAGAUCUAAAGGAGCCAGAGACUGCGAUACCAAGAGGAACAUUAAUGGCUAUAUUCAGUACCACCAUAAGCUAUUUACUCAUAUCCUCAACUGUGGGAGCGUGUGUGGUGCGUGACGCCUCUGGUAACCUGAAUGACAGUUUGGCACUGAACUUUACUGAAGUAUGUGAUGGUCUGGGGUGCAGCUUGGGCUGGAACUUUACAGAAUGUGAGCAAAAUCGUGACUGCUCCUAUGGCCUGGCCAACAACUUCCAGGUACUGAUCCAAGUCUCUGGGUUUGGACCACUGAUCUAUGCUGGUAUAUUCGCAGCCACUUUGUCAUCUGCCCUUGCAUUCCUAGUCUCCGCUCCCAAAAUUUUCCAGUGUCUCUGUAAGGACAAUAUCUAUCCGUACAUUGGCUUCUUUGCAAAGGGAUAUGGAAAAAACAAUGAGCCAUUACGUGCCUAUGUUCUGUGUUACUUCAUUGCUCUCUGCUUCAUUUUGAUUGCUGAACUGAACACCAUUGCUCCUCUUAUCUCCAACUUUUUCCUUUGUUCUUAUGCUCUUAUCAACUUCAGCUGUUUCCACGCAUCUAUUACCAACUCCCCUGGAUGGAGGCCAUUGUUUCGGUAUUACAGUCCCUGGAUAGCUUUGUUUGGGGCUGUUAUUUCUGUCAUACUAAUGUUCUUGCUUACCUGGUGGGCAGCUCUCCUCACAUUUGGUAUAAUCAUCUUUUUGUUUGGCUAUGUGGCCUACAAGAAACCAGAGGUAAACUGGGGUUCGUCUAUCCAGGCAAGUACCUACAACAUGGCGCUAUCUUACACAUUAUCUCUCGCAGGAGUGGAAGACCAUGUCAAAAAUUAUAGGCCUCAGUGUCUGGUUCUGACUGGUGCUCCAAUUAUGCGUCCUGCAUUGGUCGACUUUGUUGGAUCUUUCACUAAGAAUGUCAGUCUGAUGAUCUGUGGAGACAUUCUAUUGGGGGAUGAAAAAUCUGUUAUGUCCCAACAUAAUACAACAAAUAUGGUAAAAUGGCUCAAUCAGAGGAAAGUUCGUUCCUUCUACACAGCCCUCAAGGCAUCCAGUCUGAGAGAAGGAACACAGCAUCUUUUGAAGACCUCUGGCUUGGGAAAGUUGAAGCCUAAUAUAGUUGUAAUGGGUUUCAAAACAAACUGGCAAGAAGGAACGCCUCAUGGCAUAGAUGACUACAUCAAUACCAUAUAUGAUUCUUUUGACUCAAAUCAUGGAGUCUGUGUUCUCCGCAUGAUGGGCGGCCUGGACGUUAGCGAUGAGUUACAGACUGAGGUAAACCUGACUUUUGAGAUCGGUGAAGCCAUUGAAUCUGAACAGCAAAAUUCUUAUGCCACCUCAGACAUUGAUGACACAAAAAACAUUGCAAAUGAACAGAUCAAAACAGUGUUCCAAACCAUACAGGGAAAGAAUACCAUUGACGUGUAUUGGAUCUCUGAUGAUGGAGGUUUAACUCUUUUAGUACCUUAUCUAUUGACCAGAAGGAAAUGCUGGAGGCAAAGCAAAGUCAGAGUGUUCAUCAUUGGAAAACAGCAAACAAUGGAAGAAGAUCGCAAAGAAAUGAUGAAUAUGCUUCAGCGUUUCCGUUUGGAUGUUCAUGAUGUCAUUGUUAUGACAGACAGCGAACAACCACCACUUGCCAAAAACACAAGGCGCUUUGAGGAACUUAUCACCCCCUUCACUGUAAAUGAAAGACAGCCUGAUGAGAGGACAGCACAAGAGCAGAAGAAGGCAUGUCCAUGGAAAGUUACAGACAAAGAGAUAGAAGCUCUUAGACUCAAGUCUGAAAGAAAAGUGAGGCUAAAUGAGAUCAUCAGGAAGAAUUCUAAGAAUGCUGCUCUGGUUCUAGUGUCUCUCCCCGUUCCCCAGGCCGAUUGUCCUAGUUCUCUCUAUAUGGCCUGGCUGGACACACUCAGCUGCGGUCUACACUGUCCAGUCCUUCUCAUAAGAGGAAACCAGCAAAACGUCAUGACAUUUUACUGCCAAUAAUUGUCAACAUCCCUAGACACUAUCACACACACAUUAAUUUCCCUUUUAUUUGGAAAUAAAUGUCUGAACAUUAUUAAAUUUGAUAUAGAAUAUUGUAAGCUGUCAAAUGCUAGAGCCUGUUUUAGAACUAACUUAAAGGGAUAGUUCACCCAAAAAUAAAAAUUCAUUUACUUACCCCCAUGUUGUUCUAAACCUGUAUAAAAUUCUUUGUUCUGAUGAACACGAAAUAAUAUAUUUUGAGUUAUGUUUAAAACCAAAUUGUUUAUGAGCCCCAUUUACUUCCAUAAUUAGUUUGCUUACAUACAUUCCUCAAAAUAUCUUCCUUUAUGUUUAUCAGAAAAAAGGAAUUUAUACAGGUUUGUUACAACAUGAGAGUGAGUUUGAUGAGAGAAAUUUCAUUAUUGGAUAAACCAUGAUGCUUUGGAAGUAUGGCUGAGUUCAGGGACAGACAUCUGUUUAGAUGAUGGGUAGUGUUUAACUCAUUCACCGCCAGCCUUUUUGAGAAAAGUUGCCCACCUGCAUUUUUGUGAUUUUAACAAAAGUUUCACAAAAUUCCUUGCAGGAAAAAUUAUUUUCUAUAAAUAUAUAAACAUACAAAUUAUAUCAAAUUAAAGAACACACCCUCUGCUUUCAAACAAACAAUAAACAAACAAACAAACAAACAAAAUGGGGAAAAAACCGUUUCAUUAUAUAUUUACUUUUUCCACUUAAUUUAACCACUGAAAUAUGGAUAUUUCUCUUCAAAAAUACAACAUUUUGAGCAAAAAGCUUAAAAAAUUGCGUUUUUUUAAAGGAAUUUAUGUUAGAGAUCAGACUCAGAAUGACUAUCAAACAUAAAGGCAUUUAAAAUAAAUCUUAAAAUCUUUUUAACAUCCGUUUUUGAUAAAUUCGUUUUGGCGCCAUCUGGUGGAUAAAAGCGGUUAUUACACUUUCACUUUGAAAUUCGUCCAGAAAGGCAUUUUUAUUAGUUAAAUAUGAACUCAUAAAUGACGAGAUAACUCGUCAAUGGCGGUGAAUGAGUUAAAAGCAAUGAAACAACACACAUUACAUGUUAGAUUUGCUGUUGAAAAGAUUUGCUUUACAUAAUCUUUUUAGAAAUGCACUUAAAGUGCAUGCCUUGAACCCAGAUGAUUGCUGCUUGCAGCUUUAUUUAUUUCUGCAAUUCCAGUUGGUGCAACUAGAUGUGUAGAGAUUACACACUUUCCCUAACCAACUGGUGUCAAGAUUUGUAUUUUUACUAGAUACAAAGCUGUGAAAAAGUGUUUGUCCCUCAUCAGAUUUCUUAUUAAAGUUUGACAAAUAUGCAAAAACAUGUUUCAGAUAAUCAAACAAAUUUAAAUGUUAGUCAAAGAUAAAACACAACUGAACACAACAUGCAGUUUUUAAAUGAAAUGGUUUUUAUUAUUAAGGGAAAGCAAAGUCCAAAACUACUUGGCCCUGUAUUUACCUGAAGAGCACAGUGGCGACUCAUCCAAGAGGUCAGACCCCACAACAACAUCCAAAAAACUGCAGGCCUCCCUUGCCUCAGUUAUGGUCAGUGUUCUGACUCCAGUAUAAGAAAGAGACUGGGCAAAAAUGGCCUGCAUGGCAAAGAUCCAAGACGAAAAUAAAAAACAAUCAAGGCUCAUCUCAGUUUUGCCAGAAAACAUCUUGAUGAUGCCCAAGACUUUUGGGAAAAUACUCUAUGGACUGAUGAGACAAAAGUUUAACUUUUUGGAAGGUGUGUGUCCCAUUAUGCCUGGCGUAAAAGAAACAGCAUUUCAGAAAAAGUGGAGUCAUGAACACUGACCUGGGUUUUUAAUCGCUUCAGAUUUUGAAAAUCCCUGCUGAUAUAACUCUUGUUUAAGCAUGAGCUCUGUCACAUUCCCUCUACGCAGUUUGAGCUUUCACUCAGGUGAUUCCCCAGGUGUAAGGACAUAAUAAAUAAACAUAUCUAUGUACCCCAGAUGAUUAUCGUUUAAAACUUUAGAAUUAAACCUCACCAUCUAGAUGACAAGUUUAAACUCUAAGCAACUAAUGUAUAAACAAGCUACCAACUCUUCCCCAUCCGGAGCACAGAUAUGUGAUGAAGUAGCUGUGUUCUCUUCUUUCUUUUUACAGACAUAAUGUAAUCAUGCAAAGACUGAAUUAUUAUUUUUUAAAGAUUUUACAAUGAAAACAAACACAAAUUUUAAAUCGGUAUACGCUUACCAUUAUGGAUCGGGUAAGAUAAAAUGGAAUAUGAUUUUUUUUUGCUUAAUUGAUUUUUGUUCAUAUUUAAUUGAAAAAUAUUAUGGACUGCAACUUAUUAAAAAUCUGUAUUUUGUUAAAGAGGGCAACACUAACCAAAGAACACACUCAAACACUAAGAUUCAAUGGCAAUUUUGUGUUUAUUUAAGAAUUAUUACAUUCUAUGUUAUGAUCACUCAUUAAUAUACUCUGUUCUUUGUUAUGCUUGGUUUUUAUGUUAACAAUCAAUAAAAAUGUACAGUAUUCAUUGCA
Molecule: messenger RNA, 5917 nt
Organism: Misgurnus anguillicaudatus (oriental weatherfish)
Lineage: Eukaryota; Metazoa; Chordata; Actinopteri; Cypriniformes; Cobitidae
Gene: slc12a10.1
Product: solute carrier family 12 member 10, tandem duplicate 1
Biological process (GO): potassium ion homeostasis; sodium ion homeostasis; potassium ion import across plasma membrane
Cellular component (GO): apical plasma membrane
Molecular function (GO): sodium:potassium:chloride symporter activity
Source: RefSeq, a predicted model, not a curated record